GGAAAAACAGACCCCUUGACUAUUAAUCUUCGAGAAUUACAGAGCAUAUCAGAUCACCGGAAACGAAAGAGAUGACCAUGGGGACAUCGACGGCGCAAGCUUACGGGGAGCCGCAGUACUGGGACGACCGCUACGCCAACGAAUCAGCACCCUUUGAUUGGUAUCAGAAGUACCCUUCCUU
This is a messenger RNA of Rubroshorea leprosula, 181 nucleotides long. The record is from the annotation of a GenBank genome assembly. NCBI's taxonomy places the organism in Eukaryota, Viridiplantae, Streptophyta, Magnoliopsida, Malvales, Dipterocarpaceae.